AUGAUUUGGUAUGUGGCCACUUUGAUAGCAAGUGUGAUCAGCACCCGAGGUCUUGUGGCUCAAGGUGCCCACGGCCUGCGAGAGGAGCCGGAGUUUGUGACUGCUCGAGCCGGCGAAGGCGUGGUUCUGAGAUGCGACGUAAUCCACCCAGUGACAGGACAGCCUCCGCCCUAUGUUGUAGAGUGGUUCAAGUUUGGGGUCCCCAUCCCUAUCUUCAUCAAGUUUGGCUACUAUCCCCCACAUGUGGACCCUGAGUAUGCAGGCCGGGCCAGUCUUCAUGAUAAAGCAUCCCUGCGGCUGGAGCAGGUGCGCUCUGAGGACCAGGGUUGGUACGAGUGCAAAGUACUCAUGCUGGACCAGCAGUAUGACACAUUCCACAACGGCAGCUGGGUUCAUCUCACCAUUAACGCCCCUCCCACCUUUACAGAAACACCCCCCCAGUACAUCGAGGCCAAGGAAGGCGGAAGUAUCAGCAUGACUUGCACUGCUUUUGGGAACCCUAAGCCCAUCGUCACCUGGCUCAAGGAAGGGACCCUCCUCGGUGCUAGUGGAAAGUAUCAGGUGAGUGACGGUAGCCUAACGGUGACAUCAGUCAGUCGAGAGGACAGAGGCGCCUAUACCUGUCGAGCAUACAGCAUCCAGGGUGAGGCUGUGCACACAACCCAUCUGCUUGUUCAAGGGCCUCCCUUCAUUGUUUCCCCUCCUGAGAACAUCACCGUCAACAUCUCCCAGGAUGCUCUGCUUACCUGCAGGGCAGAGGCGUAUCCCGGCAACCUCACCUACACCUGGUACUGGCAGGAUGAGAACGUCUACUUCCAGAAUGACCUGAAACUAAGGGUGAGGAUCCUGAUUGAUGGCACACUGAUCAUUUUCAGAGUGAAGCCAGAGGAUGCUGGGAAGUAUACCUGUGUCCCUAGCAACAGCCUGGGGCGCUCCCCCUCUGCCUCAGCAUACCUGACUGUGCAGUACCCAGCCCGUGUCCUCAACAUGCCCCCUGUAAUUUAUGUGCCCGUGGGAAUCCAUGGCUAUAUCCGCUGUCCUGUGGAUGCAGAGCCACCUGCUACUGUGGUGAAGUGGAAUAAGGAUGGCCGGCCUCUGCAGGUAGAGAAGAACUUGGGUUGGACCUUGAUGGAGGAUGGCUCUAUUCGCAUUGAAGAGGCCACAGAGGAGGCUCUUGGCACUUACACCUGUGUGCCUUACAAUACCCUGGGGACCAUGGGCCAGUCUGCCCCUGCACGGCUUGUCCUGAAGGAUCCCCCGUAUUUCACGGUGCUACCUGGCUGGGAGUAUAGGCAAGAGGCUGGCCGGGAGCUGCUCAUCCCCUGUGCAGCUGCAGGGGACCCCUUCCCUGUCAUCACCUGGAGGAAGGUAGGGAAGCCCAGCAGGAGUAAGCACAACGCACUGCCCAGCGGGAGUCUCCAGUUUCGUGCCCUGAGUAAGGAGGACCACGGGGAGUGGGAAUGUGUUGCCACCAAUGUGGUCACAAGCGUCACUGCCAGCACCCACCUCACUGUCAUCGGUACCAGUCCCCAUGCCCCAGGCAGUGUCCGGGUCCAUGUCUCCAUGACAACUGCCAACGUGUCCUGGGAGCCAGGCUAUGACGGAGGCUACGAGCAGACAUUCUCAGUUUGGUACGGACCUCUGAUGAAGCGGGCUCAGUUUGGGCCCCACGACUGGCUGUCCUUGUCAGUGCCACCGGGCCCCAGCUGGUUGCUGGUAGACAGCCUGGAGCCUGAGACUGCAUACCAGUUCAGUGUCCUGGCCCAGAACAGGCUGGGAACCAGCGCCUUCAGUGAGGUGGUCACUGUGAACACUUUAGCAUUCCCUGUUACAACUCCAGAACCCCUGGUGCUGGUGACCCCACCAAGGUGCCUCACAGCCAACCGGACCCAGCAGGGUGUGCUCCUGUCCUGGCUCCCUCCUGCCAACCACAGCUUCCCCAUCGAGCGCUAUAUCAUGGAGUUCCGAGUUGGGGAGCGCUGGGAGAUGCUGGAUGAUGCCAUCCCAGGCACUGACGGAGAGUUUUUUGCCAAGGAUCUGUCACAGGAUACCUGGUAUGAGUUCCGGGUUUUGGCUGUCAUGCAGGAUCUGAUCAGCGAGCCCAGCAACAUUGCCGGUGUCUCCAGCACAGACAUCUUCCCACAGCCGGACCUGACUGACGAUGGGCUGGCUCGGCCAGUGUUGGCUGGGAUAGUGGCCACCAUCUGUUUCCUGGCGGCUGCCAUCCUCUUCAGCACUCUGGCUGCCUGCUUUGUCAACAAGCAGCGCAAGCGCAAACUCAAGCGGAAGAAAGAUCCUCCGCUUUCCAUCACUCACUGUAGGAAGAGUCUUGAGUCUCCCUUGUCCUCUGGCAAGGUGAGUCCUGAGAGCAUCCGCACACUCCGUGCCCCAUCUGAAUCCUCUGACGACCAGGGCCAGCCUGCGGCCAAGAGGAUGCUGAGCCCUACAAGGGAGAAAGAACUGUCUCUGUACAAAAAAACCAAGAGGGCUAUCAGCAGCAGGAAGUAUAGUGUGGCCAAGGCUGAGGCUGAAGCUGAGGCUACCACACCCAUUGAACUGAUCAGUAGAGGCCCGGAUGGCCGUUUCGUCAUGGGCCCAUCGGAGAUGGAGCCCUCUGUGAAGGGCCGGCGAAUCGAGGGCUUCCCCUUCGCUGAGGAGACGGACAUGUACCCUGAGUUCCGGCAGUCAGAUGAGGAGAAUGAAGACCCACUGGUGCCCACGUCUGUGGCUGCUCUGAAGCCUCAGCUGACCCCUAUGUCUUCCAGCCAGGACUCUUACUUGCCACCACCAGCAUACAGCCCUCGGUUCCAGCCUCGUGGGCUUGAGGGUCCCAGCGGACUGGGAGGACGACUCCAGGCUACUGGCCAAGCAAGGCCUCCUGCCCCUCGGCCCUUCCAACACGGCCAGUAUUAUGGGUACCUCAGCAGCAGCAGCCCUGGGGAGGUGGAACCUCCACCCUUCUAUAUGCCAGAAGUGGGCAGCCCCUUGAGCUCAGUCAUGUCGUCCCCACCCCUGCACACCGAGGGGCCUUUUGGCCACCCCACCAUCCCUGAGGAAAACGGAGAGAAUGCUUCCAACAGCACUUUGCCCUUGACUCAGACACCUACAGGAGGGCGCUCCCCUGAGCCCUGGGGCCGGCCAGAAUUUCCCUUUGGGGGACUGGAGACCCCAGCUAUGAUGUUCCCCCACCAGCUGCACCCCUGUGACGUGGCCGAGAGUUUGCAGCCCAAGGCCUGCCUGCCCCGUGGACUGCCCCCAACUCCCCUCCAGGUGCCUGCAGCCUAUCCAGGCAUGCUAUCUCUGGAGGCACCAAAGGGCUGGGUAAGCAAGUCACCUGGCAGGGGUCCCAUCCCGGCGCCUCCUGCCACAAAGUGGCAGGAAAGACCUAUGCAACCUCUGGUCAGCCAAGGGCAGCUAAGACAUACCAGCCAAGGUAUGGGGAUACCGGUGUUGCCUUACCCGGAGCCAGCCGAGCCCGGGGGGCACGGUGGCCCCAGCACAUUUGGCCUGGACACUAGGUGGUAUGAGCCCCAGCCCCGGCCCCGGCCCAGCCCCAGGCAGACCCGGCGUGCCGAGCCCAGUUUACAUCAAGUGGUGCUACAGCCCUCCCGGCUCUCACCUCUGACCCAAAGUCCCCUAAGUUCCCGCACUGGCUCCCCUGAGCUCGCUGCUCGUGCCCGACCCCGGCCAGGCCUCCUGCAACAGGCAGAGAUGUCAGAGAUCACCCUGCAGCCGCCAGCCGCGGUCAGCUUUUCGCGCAAGUCAACGCCAUCAUCUACCGGAUCUCCUUCACAGAGCAGCCGCAGUGGGAGCCCCAGCUACAGGCCCACAAUGGGCUUCACUACUCUGGCCACAGGCUACCCUUCUCCUCCACCUGGCCCUGCCCCUCCGGCACCAGGGGACAACUUGGAUGUGUUUGGACAGACGCCUUCCCCUCGGAGGAUGGGGGAGGAGCCACUCCGGCCAGAGCCCCCAACAACCUUACCUACUUCAGGAAUACUUCCACCUGCACCCGGGAACGCUGCUGUGCCUGAGAGGCUGGAGGCUCUGAGAUACCAACGGAUAAAGAAGCCCAAAAAGUCAUCCAAGGGCUCUUCGAAGUCAAAGAAACGAUCCGACGGUUCUGCCUCCCAGGCUCAGCAGCUUCCCAACUCUCAGGUUCUGUGGCCCGACGAAGCUGUCUGCCUCCGAAAGAAGAAGAGACACUCUCGUCCUGAUCCCUUUGCCCGGCUUUCAGACUUGUGCCACCGUCAGCUUCCAGAAGACCAGACGGCGAUCCUCAACAGCGUGGAUCACGAUGACCCAGGCCACGCUACUCUGCUAUGA
This is a messenger RNA of Arvicanthis niloticus (Nile rat), 4326 nucleotides long. It is a transcript of the gene Igsf9b, whose product is annotated as immunoglobulin superfamily member 9B. Gene Ontology annotation, molecular function: protein binding. Gene Ontology annotation, cellular component: neuron projection. The record is from RefSeq and is a predicted model, not a curated record. Lineage: Eukaryota; Metazoa; Chordata; Mammalia; Rodentia; Muridae.